UUAUCCGCUUCCGAACUCCAAAGCUUCAAAAGGUUUCCGUUUCUCAGUGGAAAGAAGGAAAACAAACCAUCUAUUGAAAUGGCGGCCGUGAGAGGAACACUGUUAAAGCAUCUGAGGGUGAACGCUACUCCCCUGCCCCUACUACGCAACCCUAAAACUUUCCCCAAUGGGCUCUUUAACCUUACCUUCAACGCCGUACGCUGUUUCUCUGACGUGGUCAUGGGCUCAUUCCUCGACAAGUCUGAGGUUACCGAUCGCGUAGUCUCCGUCGUCAAAAACUUCCAGAAAGUUGACCCUUCCAAGGUUAUCCCGAAUGCCCAUUUUCAAAAGGAUCUCGGGUUAGAUAGUUUGGACACAGUGGAAGUUGUGAUGGCCCUUGAAGAAGAAUUUGGGUUCGAGAUACCUGAUAAUGAGGCAGAGAAGAUCAGCACGAUCAAUCAUGCUGUUGAGUUCAUUGCUUCUCACCCUCAGGCAAAGUAGAGGUGAAAUUAUGAAAUUCUACUCUUUUUUUAAUUAUUUUCACUUUGUUCUCACGAGACAUGAAACUGCAUCGAGUGAUUCCCUAAUCUCCCCUCCCAGACAAAUGCCUGUAGCGCCAUUUGAUACCGAGUGUUUGUAUUGAGGAGGAUUGUUUUUGAUAUUUACUGCUUCAAUGCUGCUGUUCCAAUUCAUAAAAUAUUAAUCUUUUUAGUGAGAAGCUAUUUCGUUUAUUUUCCUCGA
Messenger RNA from Hibiscus syriacus, 720 nucleotides. RefSeq names its product acyl carrier protein 2, mitochondrial-like. The record is from RefSeq and is a predicted model, not a curated record. Gene Ontology annotation, cellular component: mitochondrion. Lineage: Eukaryota; Viridiplantae; Streptophyta; Magnoliopsida; Malvales; Malvaceae. The transcript has 3 exons. Gene Ontology annotation, biological process: fatty acid biosynthetic process. Gene Ontology annotation, molecular function: acyl binding; acyl carrier activity. The coding region runs from base 79 to 480 and encodes 133 amino acids.